CGUGGCCAUUAUAAUGGGGACACAGAGGGAUAUCUGAUCCACCUCUGUUCUUCCCAAGUCCUCAUUAUCGCAGGCAUUUCAUAGCUGAAAUAUCUGUUCGCAUCUCCACAGUAUUGCAGAGCGACACACUCGCAGACUAAAACUGCGUUCGCAUGCUGGGCUGUAUGUCACAGGGAAAUGGGGAACAAGCAGACUGUUUUCACUCAACAGCAGCUGGAUGCGUAUCAGGACUGUACAUUUUUCACCAGAAAAGAAAUUUUAAGGCUGUUUCAUAGGUAUCACGAUUUGGCCCCACAGCUUGUUCCGCUUGACUACACCACCCAGCCAGAUGUGCGUCUGCCCUAUGAGCUGAUUGACAGCAUGCCAGAACUGAAGGAUAAUCCGUUUAGGCAGAGAAUCGCAGAAGUGUUUUCUGAGGAUGGAGAAGGAAACAUGACUUUGGACGAUUUCUUGGAUAUGUUCUCAGUGCUGAGCGAAAUGGCACCAAGAGAUCUAAAGGCCUACUAUGCAUUCAAAAUCUAUGACUUUAACAACGACGACUUCAUUUGUAAAUCGGACCUGGAGAAGACCUUGAACAAGCUAACGCGGAACGAGCUAACCGAGGACGAAGUGAGCAUGGUGUGUGAAAAAGUCCUCGACGAAGCCGAUAUGGACAACGACGGCCGUCUGUCACUAGAGGAUUUCCAGCACAUGAUCGUGAGAGCACCAGACUUUCUCAGCACAUUCCAUAUCAGAAUAUAAGACAAGUAUGGAUUUAAGGACAAGUCUCUUCUCUGACUGAGCAGAAUGUAGACACUACAGGACAGUGACGAGAAGAUGGAGGAAAUAUCACCUGACCUCAGGAAAAAAUUACAGCACUUUUCUGCAGAGAACAACGAAUCAAUGAAACAGCGAAAUGCAUCAAACCAAGUUGUUGCACUUCCUCGAUCGACACUUCAUGUUUUAGUUUCCUCCCUUCAAUGCGACUUUUGUUUGAUGAUAAUAAGCAUUGUUUGAGAUCCAUGGCUUCAAAA
Tachysurus vachellii is the source of this 1013-nucleotide messenger RNA. RefSeq names its product calcium and integrin binding family member 3 (gene cib3). The coding region runs from base 178 to 741 and encodes 187 amino acids. NCBI's taxonomy places the organism in Eukaryota, Metazoa, Chordata, Actinopteri, Siluriformes, Bagridae. The transcript has 6 exons. Gene Ontology annotation, molecular function: calcium ion binding. The record is from RefSeq and is a predicted model, not a curated record.